Messenger RNA from Tuber aestivum (summer truffle), 1542 nucleotides. The record is from the annotation of a GenBank genome assembly. NCBI's taxonomy places the organism in Eukaryota, Fungi, Ascomycota, Pezizomycetes, Pezizales, Tuberaceae.
AUGGUCAAACCAAGUAAGUUUUUGGAUAUCCAAAGAUACAAGCUAUCGCCUAAUAGUUUCCAGGAAAGAAGUCCAAGCGGGUUCCUGUUCGUCUCCGCCAUAAAAUCGAGAAGCGCUCUAACGAGAAGGCCCGCAAGGAACGGAAGGAAGCCAAAAAGCAUCCGGAACUCCACCGAAAAAAGAAGAACGACAAACUCAAUAUUCCGAAUAGUUUUCCGUAUAAGGAUCGCCUACUUUCCGAAAUUGAAGAGGGGAGGCGGCUGAAAGAAGAGGAGCAAUUGCGAAGAAGAGAACUGGCAAAGCAGAGGAAGGAGUUGGCGGAUGGGGCGGAGAGCGGAGAGGAUGCUAUGCAGAUUCUGGAAGACGGUGACGAAAGCCCGAGCGAGUCUUAUAGUGAUUCUAUGGAUGAAGAUGAUGUUGAUGCUGGAGUAUGUCCUACCAUGUGUGACGAGUGCUCAAAUCCCCCUUUGAACGGAUUAUUAAAUAAGUAUAGACCGGAGGUUCCGCAAUGGCGGCCCUCCUGGCCUCAGCACGAGCGAGAGCCGCAGAAUAUGAAGCCGCACACGGUGGCCCCAGCAAUAAAUCUGAUGACGACUCAGACUCAGAAAUUGGCAUUCCAGAUCUCGAAGCCCGGAGCACUCGAAAAGAUACCUCGCGGAAAGCCUUCGACAAGAUGUUCAAGCAAGUGAUCGAUGCUGCUGACGUGGUUCUCUAUGUCCUGGACGCCCGGGACCCCGAGGGCACCCGUUCUCGUGAUGUGGAAAGGCAAAUAACGGCGGCUGAUGGCGGCGAGAAACGACUAAUCCUUAUCUUGAACAAGAUCGAUCUCGUGCCAGCAACCGUGUUGAAAGGGUGGUUGGAUUAUCUCUGUAGAUACUUCCCGACGCUGCCGCUAAGGGCGAGUGGGUCUGCUCCGAAUGCUCAGACGUUCGACCACAAAUCCUUGACGGUACAGGGCACCUCGGAUACUCUUCUGAAGGCUCUGAAAUCAUUUGCACAUGCCAAACAGCUCAAGCGGUCAGUGUCAGUGGGUGUGAUUGGAUACCCCAAUGUUGGAAAAUCAUCAGUUAUCAACGCCCUUACCUGCCGUCUCGGUGGCUCACAAACCGCCUGUCCCAUAGGUGCUGAAGCUGGCGUCACCACUAGCUUGCGAGAAGUCAAGUUAGACAAAAAGCUUAAGCUACUAGACUCUCCUGGUAUCGUCUUUCCCGGUAGCAAUAGUCAGGGCGGUUCAAAAGACGACCAGGCACGCCUCAUCCUCCUAAAUGCCGUUCCACCAAAGCAAAUCCUCGACCCGGUACCCGCAGUUGCCCUUCUCAUCCGUCGGCUAUCCACAUCCCAACCCCUCUUCAACAAACUCCUCGACCUUUACAACCUCCCUCCCCUUGUUGACACUACUGUCACGGAUGUCACAACAGACUUCCUAGUCCAGGUUGCACGAAAGCGUGGACGGCUGGGUAAAGGGGGUGUCCCCAACAUCGAAGCAGCAGCAAAGGCCGUUAUAAUGGAUUGGAGGGAUGGAAGAAUUCAAGGCUGGGUUGA